Arachis ipaensis is the source of this 1029-nucleotide messenger RNA. Its product is annotated as polygalacturonase inhibitor 2. NCBI's taxonomy places the organism in Eukaryota, Viridiplantae, Streptophyta, Magnoliopsida, Fabales, Fabaceae. Gene Ontology annotation, molecular function: protein binding. The record is from RefSeq and is a predicted model, not a curated record.
AUGGCAAGCACCAGUACCAUCUCCAUGUUCCUUCUUCCCAUAGUUCUAUUGAUAUGGGUGUCUCCUGCAGUACUCUCAGAGAAGUGCAGCCCACACGAGAAAAAAAUCCUCCUCCAAGUGAAGCAAGAAUUCGGCAACCCAUCCAUGCUCUCUUCCUGGAACGCUUCCACCGACUGCUGCACCAGCGCCUGGGAAGGCAUCGAAUGCACCACCGAGAAGCCUUACCGUGUUAGCCAAAUAGAGCUACAUGGGCUGGACCUCCCCGGCCCAGUUGACCUCCCUCCCUCCCUAUUUAACCUCGUUGAUCUUGAUGAGCUCUUAAUUUUUGAAAUGCCCAACCUAAAAGGCCAAAUUCCUCCCCAGAUCUCAAAUCUCAAAAAACUUACAGUCCUUUACUUAUUCAGCACCAAUGUCUCAGGCCCAAUACCAGAAUCUCUAGCCCAAAUCAAGACCCUCACGAACAUUAACCUCGCCGGCAACAAUCUCUCCGGCCCACUCCCUCAUCUCCUCCCCUCACUACCCAGCAUCAGGGUGAUCUUCGCCGACGAAAACCGCAUCUCUGGCCCAAUCCCUGAAUCCUACGGUUCCUUCGCGUCCAAGAGCCUUGUGACGCUGACUCUCUCUCACAACAUGCUUUCUGGGAAGAUUCCGGCGGCGUUGAAGGGGCUGGACGCGGAGCUUCUGGAUCUUUCUUGGAACAAGCUCGAGGGAGAUGGUUCGGUGCUGUUUGGGGCGGAGAAAAAGACGGAGGAGAUAACCCUUGCUGGAAACAUGCUGUCGUUCGAUAUCGGGAAAGUGGAGUUUGGUAGGAACAUAACGAGGUUGAACCUGAAGCACAAUCGCAUUUACGGGAAGCUCCCGGAGCAACUGACGCAGCUGAAGCAGCUAACCAGGUUUAAUGUUAGCUAUAAUCAAUUGUGUGGACCUAUUCCCCAAGGCGGAAGGUUGCAGGGUUACUUCGCCAUUGAUGCUUCUUCGUUUGCACAUAACAAGUGUUUGUGUGGGUCCCCCCUCCCUCCAUGCAAGUGA